AUGGCAUCGUCGCCCUCGUACCGCGUCGGCGUCGACGUCGGCGGCACGAACACCGAUGCUGUGAUCCUCGACGUCCGAGAUGCCAAUGGACCCAAGCGUGGCAUCCUCGCAUUCUGCAAGACUCCAACGACCGCACCCAAUGUCACCGACGGCAUCGAGACCGCGGUGCGCACUGUGCUGGAGCAGAGCGUUGUCGCGCCCAGCGACAUUGGAUGUCUCACCAUAGGAACGACGCACUUCAUCAACGCCAUUAUCGAGCAUGACGCUCGCCGCCUGGCGCCGGUCGCCAUUAUUCGUCUGUCCAAAUCCUUCCUCCGAGAAGUGCCCCCCUUCUCAGAUUUCCCCCCGGCGCUCGCCAAAAUCAUGCAUGGCUACUAUGGCUAUGUAGACGGCGGGUUGCAUAUCGACGGAUCCCAGGAAUCCCCAAUCGUAGAAGAGCAAGUCGUCAAGCAGUGCGCUGUGAUCCGCGAAAAGGGGAUCGACGCCAUCGCCAUCUGUGGCAUCUUCUCUCCGAUUGAUGAGCAUUUCCACCAGGAGCAAAAAGUCCGCGAUAUCGUCUUGCGCGAGAUACCGGGGGCCGACGUCGUUUGCUCGUCUGAUGUUUCUCAGAUCGGGUUUUUGGAGAGAGAAAAUGCGGCUAUUCUGAAUGCCUCCAUCAUGAAGUUUGCCCGUCGUACGGUCCGUGGGUUUCGAGCGGCCAUGAAAAGGCUGAAUCUCAACUGUGCCUUGUAUCUCACUCAAAAUGACGGCACUUUGAUUGAUGCACCCUCCGCUGCGCGUCUCCCCAUUCGCACAUUUUCGUCGGGCCCGACGAAUUCAAUGCGCGGCGCGGCUUAUCUCGCAGAGGGCACGGGAGAGCGAACAAGCAAGAUCGUGGUUGAUAUUGGAGGCACUACAUCGGACGUGGGAGUUUUACUGCCUUCUGGAUUCCCCCGUCAGGCAUCGGCCUACGUGAGCGUUGCGGGCGUGAGGAUCAAUUUCAGCAUGCCGCAUCUCGAAUCAAUUGGGCUUGGAGGAGGGUCCAUCAUCCGCGUCAACAACGACGACGACAAGGUCUCUGUCGGACCGGAUUCAGUCGGGCAUUUUCUACAGUCGAAAGCUAGAGUAUUCGGUGGUGACACACUGACGACGACGGACAUUGCCGUGAAAGCGAAGAAAGAAGAGAUCGGAAACCCGGAUCUGGUCAAGGAUUUAGAGGAGAACAUUGUAUCCCGCGCCCAGGCCCGGAUGAAGCUGAUGCUGGAAAAAGUGAUUGACCAGAUGAAGACGUCCCCUGCACCACUGCCCGUGCUCCUGGUGGGUGGCGGCUCUGUGAUUGCGCCCACCGAGCUGGAGGGCGUGUCGUCUGUGGUUUGCCCUCCGUUCCAUUCGGUGGCCAAUGCAGUAGGCGCUGCCAUAGCCAAGGUCGGCGGAACGGUGGACUUUAUCCAGAGCAGCACCAAUAAACCUAUCAGUGAAAUUGUGGAAGAAGGCAAAAAGAUGGCAAUUGAACGUGCCGUCGAGGUUGGAGCAAGUCGCGAGAGUGUGUAUGUCGCCGAGGUGGAUGCCAUUCCACUGCAGUACGUAAACAACAACGAAGUCAGAGUGAUCGUACGGGCCGUCGGUGAACUGUCUGACGAGAAUGUGUCAAAGAUGAAGGAAAGCAACGCGGUUGAGAGUAAUGGUGAUUCGGAAGAAGGCGGAGAUGAGAUAUAUCAAGAAGCCGAUAAAACCCAGUCAGCUUCCACAGAAGAAACCACAAAGUCUAGCAUAGAUAUCAACUCUUAUAAGCCCAGCGUUGUCAAGAGCCCCGAAACUGGAGUGGACGAGUGGAUUAUCAGUGAAGUAGACCUGGAAUGGCUCUCUGAUGGCUGUUAUGUACUGGGAUGCGCUGGCGGAGGUUCCCCGUUCAGUGAAUUCCUGCGUCUUCGAGACCAGGUUCGAGCUGGGUAUACGAUGAGAGUGGUCGAUGCUUCGUCGUUAAAAGACGAUGCAAUUGUUUACUGGGGCGGCCACAUGGGAUCGCCAGCUGUGUCAACAGAACGACUAGCAAAUGACGAGACGGAACAGGCAGUUGUUGAGCUCAUGGAAUACUAUGGCCAUAAAAAGAUUGAUGCAUUCAUAGAUCUUGAGAUUGGCGGAGGGAAUGGCUUGCAAGGCCUGGCUCUGGGGUCGACCAAAAACCAGGGAUGUCCAACCAUAGACGCAGAUUUCAUGGCCUACCUAGGCCGUGCGUAUCCUACCUACUGGCAAACCACCCUUUGCGCAUUCGAAGAAGCCGCCCUCGUCCCCUGUGCCAUUGCCUCUGGGGACGGCAAGACAAUCCUAAUGACCAAGACAACGAACGAUGAAAUCGUCGACCGGGCUUUGCGUGCAGCCUGCUCCGAGAUGGGGUCGCGCGUUGGCAUGGCUGCAAAACCGACCACCAAGCACGCCGUGGUCAACUACUCGGUUCUCAACACAGUGUCUCUGGCCUGGCGAAUUGGACGCACCAUUGCCUGCGCCCAUGCCACGAACACUAUCAGCACCGUGGCCGAACAAAUGAUUGAGGAAUGCGGCGGUCCCAACGCGGCCAAGAUCUUGUUUCGAGGAAAGAUCAUCUCCGUUGAGCGGCGUCUGUUCAAGGGCCAUUCUCACGGCGAACUAGUCAUUCAGCAGGUCGAAACAAGUGAGCAGGAGGACAUGAGCGAUUUGCCCCUGACACCGGCAGUUGCGAGCGGUGGGGUUCUCAGAAUCCCAUUCAAGAACGAAAACAUUUAUGCGAAACAUGUCAGCGACGACGGCACGGAGAAGUAUAUUGCCACGGUUCCCGACCUCAUCUCGGUCUUGGACACUCAGUCCGGUCGUGCUUUGGGGGUGCCGGAGUUUCGGUACGGUGUUAUGGUGACAGUGUUGGGCAUAACGUGUUCGCCACGCUGGACGCAGACGAAGAAGGGAUUGGAGAUUGGGGGGCCAGCGGCGUUUGGGUAUGAUAUCGAGUACAAGCCGUUGGGAGAGUAUAAGGAGCCGAGGAGCGUGGUGUUAGAAUAUGCUAGCAACUCUUAG
Talaromyces atroroseus is the source of this 3024-nucleotide messenger RNA. RefSeq lists its product as hypothetical. The record is from RefSeq and is a predicted model, not a curated record. NCBI's taxonomy places the organism in Eukaryota, Fungi, Ascomycota, Eurotiomycetes, Eurotiales, Trichocomaceae. Gene Ontology annotation, molecular function: 5-oxoprolinase (ATP-hydrolyzing) activity. The transcript has 3 exons. Gene Ontology annotation, cellular component: cytosol. Gene Ontology annotation, biological process: glutathione metabolic process. Bases 1 to 3024 code for a protein of 1007 amino acids.